This is a messenger RNA of Bufo gargarizans (Asiatic toad), 963 nucleotides long. RefSeq lists its product as uncharacterized. The record is from RefSeq and is a predicted model, not a curated record. The transcript is spliced from 10 exons. Bases 60 to 872 code for a protein of 270 amino acids. Lineage: Eukaryota; Metazoa; Chordata; Amphibia; Anura; Bufonidae.
UGGAGCUACUGACUGGAGAGGUUCCUGUAAGGUGUCAGGAUGUGGCGGUCUAUUUCUCCAUGGAGGAGUGGGAGUACGUGGAAGGACACCAGGAUCUGUACAAGGAGGCCAUGAUGGAGGCUCCCCGGCCUCUGACAUCACCAGAUGGAUCCAGGAGGAGAAAUCCACCAGAGAGAUGUCCCCGUCCUCUGUAUUCCCAGGACUGUCCAGAGGAGAAGCUCUCAGAGAACCAUCAGGAUAAAAAUCUGAUUGAUAUUAAGGUUGUGGUUAAAGUUAAACCAGAAGAGGAGACAGAUCAGCAGUAUGGACUCAUAGAAAGAAAACCCCCCGAGAGAUGUCCCCGUCCUCUGUAUUCCCAGGACUGUCCAGAGGAGAAGCUCCCAGAGAACCAUCAGGAUGAAAAUCUGAUUGAUAUGAAGGUUGAGGUUAAAGAUGAAGCAGAAAAGGAGACGGAUUUAUGGGGCGAUCAGCAGUAUGGACUCAUAGAAAGAAAUCCCCCUGAGAGAUGUCCCCGUCCUCUGUAUUCCCAGGACUGUCCAGAGGAGAAGCUCCCAGAGAACCAUCAGGAUGAAAAUCUGAUUGAUAUGAAGGUUGAGGUUAAAGAUGAAGCAGAAGAGGAGACGGAUUUAUGGGGCGAUCAGCAGUAUGGACUCAUAGAAAGAAAUCCCCCUGAGAGAUGUCCCCGUCCUCUGUAUUCCCAGGACUGUCCAGAGGAGAAGCUUCCAGAGAACCAUCAGAUGACAAAUCAGGGGGAAGAUGUGACUGAUAUUAAAGUGGAGGAUGAAGAAGAGCGGAUGAUGGGCGAUCCCCCGUGUAAGAGUGAGGUGGAGGAGGACAUUCCAGUCCAUGUGACCACAGGUAUGGAAUCAUGAAUGGAGGAAGGGAAUUGGGAGGUUUCUUCAGGUGAGGCUCCACCUUAGAGCUCCAGUAACCCCUUGGGCCUCUUUCACACAAGCGAUACGA